GCUUUAUAAGGAUCCCCCGUGUUCCCUCGGUCCCUCUGCCUGUGUGUGUUUCUCUCUCUCUCCGGUUCUUCUUCUUCUCCUUUGUUGUUCCCACCAGCUCUCAUCCAACAUGCCCAGCAAGAGGAAGAAGAACAAGCGCCGCAUGAGGAGGGUGCAAGCCCUGAGGAGAUCCCUCGAGGAGCAGCAUGCAGGCCAGCCACCGGUCAAGGCCGGCCCAGGGAUCGCAGUCGGAGCGCCCCCUGCUGCAAAGCCAAAGCCAGCGGCCAAAGCGCCGACACCAGUUCCAGUGGCCGUUCCCAUCCCUGCACCUGUCGUGGAGAUCCCCAAAGAAGUACCAGUCGUGCAAGAACCCGUCGCAGAGCCCGUCCGAGUAGCGACACCAGAGCCCGAGGUCGUGGUGUUGGAACAGACUCCAGAGGUCGCGGUUGAAGUGGCGGCGCCGGUCGUCGAGGAAGCGCCGGUCGUCGAGGAAGCGCCAGUGGCCGAGGCUCUCGCAGCUGAGUCCGAAGUCGUAGCCGAGGUUGUUUGUGAAGCUGAACCCAUCAUUCCUGAAACAGAACCAGUAACUGAGGUUACACCCACAGCUGAGGCUCCAGAGGCAGCUCCAGCAGAAGCUGAGCUGCAGUCAGUUGAAGCCACAGUCGUAACCACAGAAACCGUUGAGACGCAUGAUGUCUGCGAGACUGAAACAGAGGCUGCGCCCGUGGCAGAGGAAGUCUCAGUUGAAGUUGCUGUCACAGAAGAAACCCCCUCGUUAGAGGCCGUAGUGGAAGCUCCGGUGGAGCUGGUGGUAGAAGCACAAACUGAAGCCGUGGAGGAAAUCACAGAGACGCCAGAACAGAUGACUGAGGCUGUCGUCAGUCCUGCAGCUGAGGAGGACGAAGCUGAAGUAGAAGUGUUGGCUGAAGAAGAGGCACCUGUAGAACUCGCUGAGCCCGUUUCAAUCGUAGAGGAUGUUCCUGUAUCGAUGGAAAUCCCAGUGGUUCCAGCUGCCAUGCCCGAGGCUCUGGUGGAAGAAACUGUAGCUGAAGUCGUCGAGGCACCUGCUGACGCCUUUGUUGAUGACUUUGUUGUCACAAACUCUGCCGUCGAAGUGGAGGUCGCCAUCGCCGAGGAGCUUGAGUCAGUUGCUGCUCCACCCGCACCAACAGAGGCCGAACAGGAAAUUGUGGCCACGGUUGAGGCUCCCUGUGCCCUGGCAGAGCCUAUGGAUGUGACUCCCGUUGAGCCUGAGCUUACACCCGAGGUUGAGGUUGAACUCAAGCCUGAGCCUGUUGCUGAGCCCGAGCCUGUUGCUGCUCUUGAAGUUGAGCCUGAACUCGCUGCUGCCCCUGAGCUUGCUGCUGCCCCUGCAUUGGAAAUGAUCAUCGAUGCCCUGGUUGAGCAGAAAUGUCUGGAGGAGCUGAAGUCAGAGACGUGUGACAUGCCGUGUCAGAUGCAGCUCGCUGUGGAGUCAACAAUGGAGAUGUCAGUGGAGCCAGCGAUGAAUGGACACAGUGGUGCAGAGGUCUCCAUCGAGGGCUAGAAGCCACACAGUCUUUAUUCCCCUUUCGUCAUUUUGAGGACUCAGAUCUCUAAAUGGAGUCCGCCAGCCGUUGAGCUUUUUCAUCUUGUUUUUUUUAGGGCUUGCAACGGAGCCAUCAGGAAAUCGAAGGAAUAUCCACACUUUGAAGUGCCUUUCCUGCACUGGUUUCCCGUCAAAACACCAAACCAGAUGCAACAAACCCCAAAAAUGCUGCAUUUAAGGCAGUAGAACAGACUGUUAUUAGUUUGCAAAAACGGAAACAACCAUAUCGUGGCUCCUUGUUUAAAUCUGUUUCUCCCCCCAAAGGAAUGUACGGUGAAUUUUGCGCAGCGGAAGCAGACGUUGUUGAGAGAUGGAGAUUCUUAUAGCAAGAUAAAUGGCAGUGCCUGGUAUUUCUUAUAUACUCCUUCCUCUCGAGAACGUCUGCCUCCAUUCUGCAUAUACACUCAAUCCAUGUGAACACUGUAGCAGGGAUGGAAGUGGCUGGUUGGCACUUAGGCCUGUGUUCAUACUUUCCCUGUUGUCACAUCUCAAAAUCACAUUUCUUGCUCUUGACCCGUUUACCUGGAGUCGGAGCUUCGAGCUCCCCCCCCCCCCCUCUGUUCUCCUGUCUGCCUCCUGAGAGCCACUGCUUACAUUAGUCCGAUGCUUAAAAACCAGGGUUUUAUGGCUCCAGUGGCCUCUGGGAAAUGGCGGCUGUGGAGGGAAGAACUCGAGGUGUUAAUCCCCCCCCCUCACUUUCUUCUUUUUUAAUUUUUGUAUAGACCAUAUGAUGUGAUACAGUUGUGUUCGAAGUCUGUAAUCUGGCUGUUUGAUGGUCUGACUUAAUCCAACUUUGAAAUAAAGCUGUAGUUCAUCGUGA
Limanda limanda (common dab) is the source of this 2387-nucleotide messenger RNA. RefSeq lists its product as uncharacterized. NCBI's taxonomy places the organism in Eukaryota, Metazoa, Chordata, Actinopteri, Pleuronectiformes, Pleuronectidae. Bases 110 to 1525 code for a protein of 471 amino acids. The transcript has 13 exons. The record is from RefSeq and is a predicted model, not a curated record.